Lepisosteus oculatus (spotted gar) is the source of this 6733-nucleotide messenger RNA. RefSeq names its product spindlin-1. The record is from RefSeq and is a predicted model, not a curated record. Gene Ontology annotation, biological process: gamete generation. NCBI's taxonomy places the organism in Eukaryota, Metazoa, Chordata, Actinopteri, Semionotiformes, Lepisosteidae.
GUCCUGUUGUGCCCAACGGUGGCAGUACCUGCGUACAGAAGUGUGCCAUCAACGCUUAGCAUCGCCGACUUUCGCUGUUGUUCGUCAGCCUCCUGCCUUCGUCACGAUUGUGAAACUCGGUGCACAGAAACGAAACUCCGUGUGCGCAGCGAGGUCGGUGGGGUUUCAGGUCUUGCAACCUCUCGGUCGCACAGCUGGGGCCAGGACACCGUUCAGCCAGCCGGGACGUUUCUGCUCAAGUUUCCACAGGAAACCCGGAGUCCGGCACCUCCGGUGCCUGAAUUUAUGGGAACAUGUCCAAGAAAAAGGGCAGGAAACGCAGCAGCGGGGAGCUGAGCGACACCUUGACCCCUGACCCCGGCAGCAUCCUGGGAGUGCGGAUUCAGCACAACUGGCGGGAGAAGGGGGCGCUGACCAAGUGGAAGGGGACAGUGCUGGACAGGCUGAGCGUGAACCCCUCGCUCUUCAUGGUCAAGUACGACGGGUUCGACUGCGUCUACGGCAUCGAGCUCUUCAAGGACGACAGGGUCUCGGGCCUGCAGGUCCUCACCGAGAAAGUGGUGAACAACAAGAUCAAGGUGCCCCAUGACGCAGAGGAGCUGGUCGGCAAGGCCGUGGAGCACCUGUUCGAGAAGGAGGAUGGGGAGAAGAAUGAGUGGCGUGGGAUGGUGCUGUCCAGAGCGCCCAUUAUGACCAACUGGUACUACAUCACCUACGAGAAGGAUCCCGUUCUGUACAUGUACCAGCUGUGGGACGACUACGAGGAAGGAGACCUGCGCAUCCUCCCCGAAGCAGAAAACAGGCACCUGCUGCCGGCCGACAGGAAGCCGGGGGAAGAGACGGAGAGCCUCGUGGGCAAGCAGGUGGAGUACGUCACCGACAAAGGGGUGAAGAGAACUGGCCUGGUCAUCUACCAGGUGCCCGCCAAGCCCUCCGUCUACUACAUCAAGUACGACGACGACUUCCACAUUCACGUCUACGAUCUGGUCAAGACCUCUUAAAGAGACAGUAUCCCCAAACCCCCCAUCCCCACCCCCUCCCUACCCCCCCUCCCCAGCUGCGUUUCCGCCAUUGUUGCCACGGCUACCUUCUCCACCCGGGGCGGGGUCGGUGGGUGGAGGUGGUGGCUGAAGGGGCUGGUGAGUGAAGUGCAAAACUGUGCCGAGGGCAGGUACCGCGCUGGAGAGGGAGGGGGCCCGUGGUCUCCCUCGGCAACGCACGCCACCUUGUCUCGGCCUGUCAUGCCGGAGGUCGCCACUAGGGCCCGCUGUCGCGCAGCGGCUGGGCCCGGCCAGGGGGUAGAAGUUUUACAACGAAGAGCAGCCCAGGAGCAGAGAGAGGGGCAGGGACCGUGCAGGGCAGCCCCCACUGUGUGGACAGCGUUGAACUCCACAAGCUUGUUACUGGAAUACUUAAGGGAGGCUCAGGCAUGUAGUCGGGGAGGUCUGUUAACGUGGAGUUCAGAAAAGUGAACGAAUAAUUUCACAGUGGCCAAGCGCCCUGCCUCUUCUGCGUCUCCUACCUGAGCACAGGGCUUGCUGUAGCAGAAAGAAGUCCAAAGCUUUGAGUGCAAGGCAGUAAAAAGCAGCUGAACAUGGGGCUUAGAGUUCUGAAUGGAACUGCUGUCACAAGCACCAGUCUGCUCUUGUUAGAAACUUCUACCAACUGUUUCCAGCUUCUGCUUCACUCCAGCUCUGAGGCACCCUAGGAAGGCAAGCAGUGGCGAUAUUGCAGCUUUUUAAACCCAGAUAUUAGCACCACUCUCAGUAUCUUUUGUGAAGAGAGCUCAGACAUGAGCCUGUUAACCUCUCCCAUCGUAUAUCUCCUCCGAAUGGGUAAAAAAGAACUACUUUUAAAUCGAUGAGCUCAUUCGCCAACGUUCCACUGGAACCCACUGAAUUUGACUAGACAGUGAUCGAAAUUUCGGGUCGCCUUAUGCUGACAAUGCAAUGACUACUGUGUUCCCUGGAAAUUCUUCAAUAGAAAAAACGAGGGUUGCAAUAGAUCACUCUGAGAGUCUCCUAACAGUGGAGUUUCUCUAAUUUAUACAAUACUGGGGGGGUGAAGCGUCAUGGUUAUUAGAGGAGGGAAAGGAUCAGCAGUGUAUAUAUUUUGAACAGAUUGAGAUUUUAGCGUUAAAAAGUUGUAUACAAUUCUAGCUUUGGAAAUCGGCAAAUAUUUUAGUAAGGCUCACACACGCUCUGACAAGAUUUUUAGAAAACUGAGGCUAAGCCCGGGUGGGGUGGCUUUUUUUUUUUAAGCUUUGUUUGUUGUUGUCGCUUAAUGAAAUAAAGCAGUUAUAUUGCUCACAAGCAUUGGGUUAUCUAGAAUCUGAACAGGGAUUUGAGUAAUAAAGGUGAUAGGAGCUGUGACGUUUUCAUGGCAAAUUUCAAAAGAGCAGCGUCUUACCGUUUGCUUUGAUGUUGUAUAAGCAACAAUGUGUUGCCAACACGAACACUUCAUUUGUCCUAGGAAACAUGCAGCUAAAUUGCUUAGUAAUUUAGCUUCUGACUGUCCAGCAGGCUGGACUCCGUUCAUGUAUUGAAGGAGGAAUGUAUGAUAUUAGCGUUGUAGGCUGGCUUGAUUGGAAUGGGCUUGAGGCCUUUUUUUACAGAGCACAUGCAAAGUCAUAUUUUCCCCGCAGGGUGCUGGCAGUAGCCUGUCCAGAAAACACAAAGCUGCCCUUCGCAAAACGGCGAAAGAGAUUUCGUCCGGCGCUCGCUUUUCAACUUGAGCACAUUGGACCACUGCGAAAAGACUUGGGCUAUUUCGCACCCAGAAUGUUUCUGAAAAAAACAAACGAACAGUAGAAAUGAUCGUGGUAGGUGUGUUCAGAGACAAAAACCUGUACCGCUUUGAAAGUGACUCUUGUGUAAGAUCAUCUGUGCGGUUUGGGAGUCCGCAGGAAAGAUGAUUCUACACCAGACACUGCAGAGGAGACGGUUUUUACUUCAGGCGGCACAGGUGGUGUUGGUUUGGUUAAAGCACCUUGCUGCUAAGUUAAAAGCUUGGAGAGAAUUAGACUGACCCAUAAAAAAGGAUGGAGGCAAAAAUAAGGCCGACACAAGACACCACAUGAGAUGCAAAUAAUCCAAAACUUAAUGUGCAGAAUGCAGAAUAGCGUUGGUACAAUUGCCAAUGAAAUUGUCAUCCAUUCUUGGGAUCUGUGGUGAGCGUGGGACAGUAAUUUGUAUGAUAAUUUUAAUUUAUUUUACAAAAGUAAGUUAUUGGGAACAGCUGGCCCAUCGUGAAAUUGUUUAUAUUUUGUGGCAAUGCUGAAAUUUCAGAGAUGGUAAAGGUUUACCAGAUAUGUUUUGAAAAUAAAACCUAUGUAAAAGUAUUACUGUUAAUUUUUUUUUUCACGUACACCCAUUCCUUGUCUUGUAAAUGUUGAUGAUUUUUUUUUUUGCUUUAUUGCUAUCAAACCUUUGGUACUUGGAUUUUUCUUUUCCAAGGCUUUUCCUCUUUUCGGGAUGUGGCUCUCGAGCGCGCAGCUAGAGGCACGUGGAUACAUCCCACAAUGCAUCCUGUCCAGCGUCACGCUGCUCCUAUUGGCCUGUUCAUGCAACGUCAUCACAGUGGUUCUGUUGUUUGUCGAUGAGGUGAAGUACUGUCCUGUACCAUAUAACGUUCACCGCCAAUACUGUCUACAAAGUGCUGUGCUGCUAAAAGAUCAUGUUAAAAUGAACAAGGCAAGCUGUAAUUUAAAUACCAGGGCUUGAUAUUAUUCGCAGACAUGAGAAGACUGAAUUCUUGAAGGACAGUUCCCGUGCAGUAUGUCAUGUAACGAUUGUCUACUAGUGAUACCAGAACUGAAGUUAAUUUUUUGAGAAAUAGCUGAUUAAAACGUGAUCCGUUUUGUUUUGAUGUAUAUGAUUCGUGUUGGUUUAAAGUUGGCAACAUAAACAUCCAUCCAUCCAUCCAUCCAUCCAUCCAUCUAUCCAGUUCAAGGGCCUGGGGGAACCAGAGUUAAUCUUGGCGAGCAGUGAGCACAAGGCAGGGUGCACCCUGGACAGGACACCUUCCCAUUUCAGAACAGACACAAACACACCAUUUUACCAGGAGACAGUUAACCUGCCUGCGUGUCUUUAGACUAUGGGGAAAAAACUGGAGCCCCCGGAGGAGAACAUGCAGACUCCACACAGAUAGUGCCCCAGGUCUGGAAUUGCACCCAGGGCCUCAGCGCUGCGAGGCAGGACUGCCAACCUUGAACUCGCCAUGUCUGGUCAAGUCAAUAGCCGACUGUGAACGUUGAUGCACAGUUGGCUCAGCACCAGUAGGCGCAGGAUUAAUUGAUUAAUCAGGUUCCCAGUAACCCACAGGUUGCAGUGAUGUCACUUUGGUGCUGAAACGCCUGUAAGUUAGUUGUAGAGCUUGUAGAAGAACAGCUCAAUGGGUUGGGGUUGUCACAGCUACCCCUUGAGCUUUCUGCACUUCCUCCUUCCUGAGUGGUCAUACGGCUGCACAUUGGAUAGAAUUAAAAAUUCAUAAUCGAGAACACGAAAUUUUAAAUAAGCACAGACAUGGGGUGACGCACUGCCUGUGACACAGCCAUUGUUCGAAUCACAGGGCCAAAACCACACUUUGAGUUUUGACGGGACUGUAUUGUGUGUUUUUUAACUGGGCUCCUGCCCUUUUAAAAGUGACCUUUUGCCAUUAAAAAGUGCACAUCUCAUCCGAAGAACACUGGCGUCCCCUGAGCGUCUCUGAGCUUGCAGAGAUGUCUCUAGAUUUGACACUGUUGUUAAAGCAUGACUUUUUUUUUUAAGAACCACGGACAGGACAUUGAUUGUUUUAGCGCUUGCAAGGAACUUCAGAAAUGCAUUGUGACCUGGACCUGGAAAUGCAGACUGGAGGUAACUAGGCUGGGCGUCGUUUUUGAAAAUACAAGUGACAGAGAAAGACUUCUGGCAUUUCGCUUGCACAGUAUGAUGAUGGGAAUGACCUGGAAGUUGUAGAAAAUGUUAGUUCAUUGCUGGCAAUGAUACAGUAUGUAAGCAUCCACAGGAUCCAUCCCUUAGGGACCUGAAAGAUGCACUUCAGAUCAGGUAUUAAAGCUCUGUGGUAGGUGUACUGAUCUUGCAUUAGCCGUUGGCUUAAAAAUGGGAGAGAGCCUUCAUGAUGAAGCUGUAAUGUUUAUGUGUUUACUUAUCGCCAAAUUUAAAAGUAUACUUUCUACAAUCCUAUGACUAGUGAAUUUUACUGUUUCCACUGGUUGAACUUCUCUCUUGACUGUAUAUAAAUGUGACUUUUAUUUUCGGAUGGGUCUGAUACUAUCUUCAAAUGUAAGAAUUAUCACUUGCAUACAUUGUAGACUGACCUUCUCUUUUGUUUUUGAAAUUCUGCGUUUGCGUGACCCUACAAGUGGUAUGAUUACCAGUAUGAACACUUUUAUGACAAAACAGUAUAAAGAAUACUGCUCAGUCAGAAGUAUAUGUAUAGACAAAACAGUGCUUAAUGAAGCACAAAGCAGAGCAGAAGCAUCGUUCCACUUUAAAAAAAAUGCAAUUUCUUUUAAAGAAAAACUGAUUUCUAUUUUUUUGCAUUGUAGUUACUUUGCCAAAAGGCUUAUGUGCAUUUGUGUAUAGAACUCUAUGUCAUUGCUUGCAAGUAUUAUAAUUUUGAACAGUUGAUUAUCAAUAAAUGAAAGACUGUGCUGUGUUACAUAGAACGCUUGUGUGGAACAGACCUGUUUUCAUUCCUACAUGGCUCCCCAGCCUCUGAACUCUCGAGCUGUCCUUUUUUUACCUGCUUGGAGUAGAUCGGCGCUUAGAAAUCAGAGGCCUGAGGGUAGUAGCUUUAUUCCUUGUAAUACUACUAUUUCCCCGAAUGCAUACCUCCAAAUAAAAAUAAAAGGCAUUUUUAAUCUGUUUUACCAGCUUUAACACUAAGCCCCUAUUGAAGCACCUUCUGUAAAGCAUGUCUGUGUAAAGCAUAUGAGUCACACACCUUAGCUUUCUGAUCACACUGAGCCACCUGUGCAGGAGGUGUUGUGGACAGCGCCUAGGACUACAGAUUACUUCCAACUCUCUGGCUACAUCUAUUAACACAGGAAGUCAAAUCGCUAAACCUUGGUGCUACUGUGUGGAAAGAGGACCCGUUUAAAUCCUUUACAUUCUCUGAAGUUGUGACACAGCGCUCUUUCAUUACCCCGGCAUUGUAAGGCUUCCAGCAGUAUCAGGAAUUAGCAACUAUUGGCAAACUCAAUGACCAAUAUUCAAGUGGCGAUUGGAGUUGCCUAGUCCUUUUACCCGAGCUCUGUGUGGGGGACGGGGCCUAAUAACAGGACGUUAAUGUUAAAAUGCACAUGCUAUUGAACAUUAAUUUAGACUAUGUUUCUGAAAUGCAGCACUGCAUCGUGUAUGGCACAGUUUGGAUCUUUGUUUUUGAAAGUGUAGCAUUUGUACUGUAAGAGUUUCGAGAAGACUGGUUCAUCUGGAUGAGAAUGUUUUGCCCUGAACGCUGAGGUUUGGCUGUGCAAAAUCACGCUCACAUUGUGCAUUCUGGUCUAUCAGACGUGUUUGCCAGUUUCUCUGUGAUGUGUGUCUUGAUCUGCGGUGUCGUCUACAUGCUUGCAGGAAUUCUCAAUAUUGAGGUUUUUACCAUGAGAUACCCUCUGUUUCACUGCUUUACCAAAGCUUUUGAGUAGUCUGAACUGUUGUAGCAUUCGCCAUUCAGUUUCUGUGUAACUAUGCGGUCGUUAAUAAUAAAGAGAUAUUUUUUGCACUUGUCA